AUGCAAAACACUGCCCGGAUCGUGCGUCAGACCUGUCGAGCUACCCAUGCCUACAAUGUCUCUGCGGCGCUCUGCUCUGCCUUCAGCACCACAGCUACACAUGCAGCGGCCUCAGGCUCCUUCGCUAGCUACGACACCAUUCUAGAUCAGCUUAGCAGCCCCAAGCAUGUCAAGGAAAGCAAGACGAUAGGCUCCAGCAAGCAGCAACGGAUUACCAAAGUCGUUGAUCAGGGCCCUUCGCAAUCCCGAGGGCUACAGGCUCGACAGGAUGCGGUGGAGAGGCAGUUGAAGCAGUCUCCACCGUCAAAGGAGGAGCCGUUGCCAAAAGACGAGCCGUCGCCAAUAGAGGAGACCAGGAAUGAUCAGAAGGCGCACGUUUCCAUUCGGAAAGUGGGCAAGCUUAGGCGGAACCACUCCAAAGAGAACCGAGUAGUGGGCCGGCAGGAUGGAAGUGAUGAGCAGAAUGCCCUGUCCUCCAACCGAUCCACCAAACCUGUUCACGUAGAUGAUGAAGCAAGACAAAGAUGUGUGAGCCGGCUGAAGAACGAGCAGCCAAAGGCCGUUUCCGCUGCAGAGCAGACGGCUGGUGGUUGGAUAUCUGCCAUGCAUUGGAUAGCGAAGACGGUCGUGUCCAUUACGAAGGACAAAGGUUUUAACUGGAGAGAUCGCCAACUCGUUCGACAGGUUCGUCACCUGCUUGACUAUGACGCUAUCUCACUACCUCCGACCUCGACUCCAGUCCAGCAGGCAAUGCCUCUACCGUGGGCAUUGAGCGCGGAACAGAUAUCCAAAAUGCAACCCAUGGAGGUUCUUGACGAAGAGAUCAAACGAUUUGCCGUCUGGGCGCAGCCUUCGCCAGCCGAACAACUUGCUCGACAGGCCGUCGUUGACCAGACGCUGCAAUUCAUCAACCAGAAGCUCGAUCAGCGUGAAAUCAAGCUUCAGACCGAGAUUUUCGGCUCUGAAAGCACAGGUCUGGCUUUAGCAGCAUCGGACAUUGACAUUCGGAUCUUCGACGCCUCGAGCAGCGACGACGAAGGCCGGUACAGCAGUCUCAACGGUCCAAUGAGGCAGCUUUUGGUCGACAUGCGUAACAGCGGCGAGUACAUUUGUACUACUUUUCGUUUCGCGAAAUUCCCCAUCAUCAAUGCUCAGCAUCGUGCCACCGGCAUCGAUAUACAGAUCGUCUCAGCUCCUAGCACAGCCAGGCAAAAAGGUGUGACAGAUCGGUACUUGGCCGAAAUGCCGCGCCUCAAGGACUUGUACCUUGUCACCCGCACGAUGCUAGGCCAGCGGAACCUUGUCGACGUCUUCAACGGCGGUAUAGGAUCAUAUGGCCUCUUCGUAAUGCUCGCUGGCGCUUUGAAACGACGACAAUCACAUCCACCAACCUCAGCUGGAGAACAACUUCUCCAGUUCAUGGAGAUGUAUGGCCAAAAGCUCGACUAUGCUCGUUACGGUCUCACGGUCAACACUACACAGCCCUCUAAAACUUUCUUAAAACACCACCCUAAGCAUUUGCACUUGUCGCAUCAGCAGGCACAUAUCCGCGCCACCCAUCGUCGAGGUGAUGAUAUCCGAGCCGGGCAGUGGGCGAUAUGCACUACGCGACAGCUACAGCAUUACCUUCUGUGUUUGCAGGAUCCGGCCGAUCCGACGAACGAUUUGGGAAGGAAGUCUAAUGGCAUCAAAUUCAUCCAAGGAACGUGUGGUGCGCUGGGAGAGAAGUUAAGGAGUGGGUUGGCUAGUAUCGAGAAGGGCAGUGAUUUCGGAGGCAGUCUAUUAGAGCCCGUGGUGGGGAGAUGUCACGAGGGCUUGGCUGCGCAGAGGGAGAGACUUAGUGAAUUCGGUCGUGAAGUGGGUGGCGAGAAGGCUGGUCGACAAUUUGAUGAGAGUGGAGUCGCCGACGAGGAUAGUGGAAGCACGAAUGGGGUGACGAGGGGUACGCACGAUCGCAAAGAUUCAAUUCCGCAGAUGGCGAUGACCUCUUGA
Molecule: messenger RNA, 1992 nt
Organism: Recurvomyces mirabilis
Lineage: Eukaryota; Fungi; Ascomycota; Dothideomycetes; Mycosphaerellales; Teratosphaeriaceae
Exons: 1
Coding region: 1-1992 (663 amino acids)
Biological process (GO): RNA 3'-end processing
Cellular component (GO): nucleolus; TRAMP complex
Molecular function (GO): mRNA binding; poly(A) RNA polymerase activity
Source: RefSeq, a predicted model, not a curated record